GGUUGCAAUGCGACCAUGACUGUGUUGGUCGCUUUACAAUCUAAGAUUCCUCCUCAGCAGCAGGUCGCCUGGAAGUAGGAGGGACGCCUUAUUUCUGACAAAAUUCACCGUGCCAUUGUCGCAAAUUUCUUUCGAUUUCUUGAUUCUAGCCACCAUCUCCACUCUCCUAUCUCCUUCGUUGCUCCAUAAGAUCUCGGCCGUCGUACACCGCUUGCAGGGAUCAAUUUUCAGUAGUUAUGUCGACGACAACAGGGUAUGCGCAACAUUUCGGCAUUCAUUGCUGGGGUAUUGCAGCAUGCGGUGCGGUAACAGUAACUCAUAGUUUUGAGACUGUGAAGAUUCGGUUACAGCUACAGGGAGAACUUCAGGCGAAAAGCGAAGCGGUCAAGAAAUACAAGGGUGUUUUCCAUGGAGUUAAGGUCAUUCUGCAAAACGAAGGCCCUCGCGGGCUGUUCCGGGGAAUCGGCUCGGCUUACAUCUACCAAAUUUUGCUCAAUGGCUGUCGUUUGGGCUUCUAUGAGCCGCUGCGCAAGGGUAUCACAACAGCUGUCUACAAGGAUCCGCAAGUUCAAUCCCUCGGUAUCAAUGUCUUCUCAGGCGCCGCGUCCGGCAUCAUCGGCGCAGCAGCUGGGUCUCCUUUCUUCCUCGUGAAAACUCGCUUGCAGUCUUACUCUCCCUUCCUUCCCGUCGGCACGCAGCACAAAUAUCGGAACUCCUUCGAUGGUUUGCGAAAAAUUUACACGUCCGAGGGUGUUGGCGGACUUUACCGGGGUGUUGGAGCGGCUAUGGUUCGCACUGGUUUCGGCAGCUCCGUCCAGCUUCCCACAUAUUUCUUCGCGAAGCGACGCUUGGUGAAGCACCUGGGGAUGGAGGAUGGUCCAGCCCUUCAUCUAGCCAGUAGUACUGUGUCUGGCUUCGUGGUCUGCUGUGUCAUGCACCCUCCCGACACGGUUAUGUCCAGGAUGUACAAUCAGACUGGUGAUCUUUACAAGGGGGCAUUUGAUUGCCUCUUCAAGACUAUCCGAAAGGAGGGUAUACUUGCGAUCUACAAGGGCUACUUUGCCCAUCUGGCCCGUAUCUUGCCUCAUACCAUCUUGACUCUCAGUCUGGCUGAGCAGACCAAUAAACUGAUGCGCAGAUUCGAGGACCGGUUUCUUCCCGACUCGAUAAAGGCGCGUGUCUAGCACGGUUGGUUCUUACCGCGACCGAACGCCUUUGAGCGUCGUCGAUAGAUUCAGUGAGGGUAAUAAUGGGUUUCUAGAGAGUACGGCAUUGGUCUUUUGCAUUGUCGAGCGGUUGCAGCGAAAAGAUCGCUGAAAUCGUUGGGUACAUACAUUGGAGGCGUUGACUUCCGGGUCGUCCUGCUGCGAUGCGGCUUGGACGUUUUGUACAUAUCAGUAUAUAAUACAUUGUGUAGAUCUCGAUACGGUGGUAUAGACUCGGUUUUUCACUUCAAA
Molecule: messenger RNA, 1457 nt
Organism: Aspergillus novofumigatus IBT 16806
Lineage: Eukaryota; Fungi; Ascomycota; Eurotiomycetes; Eurotiales; Aspergillaceae
Product: putative mitochondrial oxaloacetate transporter (Oac)
Exons: 6
Coding region: 237-1184 (315 amino acids)
Source: RefSeq, a predicted model, not a curated record